Messenger RNA from Miscanthus lutarioriparius, 537 nucleotides. Lineage: Eukaryota; Viridiplantae; Streptophyta; Magnoliopsida; Poales; Poaceae. The record is from the annotation of a GenBank genome assembly.
AUGGUCGCCCACAGGUUCCAUCAGUACCAGGUGGUGGGUCGCGCGCUGCCAACCCCCGCUGAUGAGCACCCCAAGAUCUACCGCAUGAAGCUCUGGGCUACCAACGAGGUCCGCUCCAAAUCCAAGUUCUGGUACUUUUUGAGGAAGCUCAAGAAGGUUAAGAAGAGCAACGGUCAGGUUCUCGCUAUCAACGAGAUCUUUGAGCGUAACCCUACCACAAUCAAGAACUAUGGCAUCUGGCUGCGUUACCAGAGCAGGACUGGGUACCACAACAUGUACAAGGAGUACCGUGAUACCACCCUGAAUGGUGCCGUGGAGCAGAUGUACAAUGAGAUGGCUUCCCGUCACCGCGUGAGGUCACCCUGCAUCCAGAUCAUUAAGACGGCAACAGUUGACUUCAAGCUCUGCAAGAGGGACAACACCAAGCAGUUCCACAAUUCAAAGAUUAAGUUUCCUUUGGUUUACCGCAAAGUCAGGCCUCCAACCAGGAAGCUGAAGACCACCUUCAAGGCUUCAAGGCCCAACCUGUUCAUGUGA